UCAGUCAGUUGUUUUAUCGCGGCUUGCCUGUUGAGAUCGUAGCAGGCGACAGAGCAGCGCUGUUAGUCACAUGUUUUUCAGUGAACACGCGAACUUGGCGCGAAAUUGUUUUUUGAAAGUUUCGCCUUUACGAUUUUAUGGUUUUUUGAUUGGAACAAUGAUAUUUAGUUGGGGAACUGCUUAUGUGUAACUGUAAUUGACAAUUUUGUGAUUAAAUCACUCUGGUGUAUUAACCAUUGCAAAAAAAAUUUUGUGCGAUACAUUUGUCAGUUUUUGAAAAAGUUAAAGAACUUUAAUCGAAAAAUAUAAAGACUUUCGAAAACAGGCUGAAAUAAAAUAUUAAGUAUAGUUGAAUGAAGGUUAAAUAGAUCGAAAAACAGUUUAAUUUAUCUGUGGCUUCAUAAUUAAGGAUUAUUAACAGCUGACGCCAAAAGUAAUGUAAUAAUAAUAUAUAGACCGAGCAUCUGUUCGUCAAAAUUGUAAUUUAAUUUUAAAAAGUCUGCAUCGAGAUAGUUUGGAUAUGAGUAGAGAUAUUUAGAGAAAAGUCUGGACUUUUAUUUUUGGACAUCGAGAAGAAAUUGACAUCAAAACGGCGGGCUAUUUUCGAGACUGGUACGCAGCGAUUCAACAAAAUAAUUUAGCAAAUUCAGACGAAUCAGGAUGCGAGGCUGACAUGGCAGAAGGCAGCGUGGAGGAGGACAACGGUGAAAUGUUGGGUCCCCUCUGGGGUGCCACCUAUGCCAAUGCACGCUCCCUCGGCUCCCACUAAUUUAUCUAUUAAAGAAGAGGAAAGCGAUUGUUCAGAAUCGUCCAGCGUAGGAUCGCCAUCUCCGGCGACAGAUGCGGCAGGUUGUACAGAUUUGUCAAUUUGUCCGUCACGUCCAACGAUGCCUCCUCAAGCCCAUCCAGAAGACCAUCAUCAUAUCCAAGAAAACAAAAUGCCAAGUCCCGGACCUCCAAGUCAUACCACGAUGCAACAGCAGCUUAACGGCACUAUGGCUAGCUUGGCAACACUUCAGAACCUGCAAAACCUAGCGUCGUUGCACCAAAGCUUACCUCAAGUAGCUACCCUUGCAGCUAACCUCACAAACAUGGCCAACCUGCAUACCGUUCAAUCUGUGGCCAGUUCCAAUGCUAGCAUGGUAAACGGACCAUUAAAUCUAAGUGUUAAUGCCGCAUCAGCAACUACCCCAAGAUCUCAGCCGAGCAGCAUACCAUGCGAAAUGCCAACAAAUAGCAUCACACCUUUGAGCUCACAGCCUCCCCCUGCCCCUUCGUUACCCCCACCAAACCCUCUUUUGCAGUCUCCGCAACCGGCACCUAUGCCGCAAUUCAUUUUAGCCUCAGGACAAUUAGUACAGGGUAUACAGGGAGCACAACUUUUAAUUCCCACUUCACAAGGUUUGGCUACUCAAACUAUUUUAACUAUACCAGUGAACCACGUGAAUAGCAGCGAUCAAAUGGUUAACUUAGCCUUAAACAAUGGCCAAGUAAUGCAGACUUCUCUGGCUAACCUGCAAGCUAUGGCAGCUCAAAGUAAUUUGCUUGCUAAUACACCACCCCCACACCAAGUUUCCAACACUAAUGGAGCAAUGACUCCUCAAUCACUCCUAAAUCCAGCUACUCUCACCCACCUUCUCUCUACUCCCACUUCUGCUCAACAGUUGCUACAAUCCCUCCCACAAAUGAUCUCUAAUCCUCACACACCCCCACAACCAACCCCAUUGCUCAACUCACUCACGCAGCCACUUCUUAACCAAAGUGCGCCAUACGUUAGCCAAUCGGCACCGAUGUUUCCACAAACCACGCCCCUUUUUAGUCAAGCUACGACUCCAAGCUCUCAGACCCCGCCCUCAAGACUGCCCAUGGGGAAUGGCCAUUAUGGAGAGGUAAAACCGCUGUCUAGCUAUCAGCCUCCAACAAUUUCCCGAAAUUCUUCGCCGCCAGGAAUAAACGGAGGUGGAAGAAGUAGUGUUGGAGCUUCGGAUAUCAGCGUUCCGACUAGCUUGGGGGCACCGAGUAUUCAGAAUGUGAGAAGAAGCCCCAGUUCGCUUAGUCCAGGAUGUAACGAUAGUUCUACGGCCGAUUUGUUAAUAGAUUCACCAAACCAACCUACGAUAAAUCAAACGAACAGCAACGUUGUUGAUGGGAUAAAUCUAGAUGAAAUUAAAGAUUUCGCUAAAGCGUUUAAACUUAGAAGACUAUCCUUAGGAUUAACUCAAACCCAAGUUGGUCAAGCCUUGAGCGUUACCGAGGGACCUGCGUAUAGUCAAAGUGCCAUUUGUAGUGCCCUGGCGUCCCAGAUGGUUGCAGCUGCGCAACAGCAAGCAAUGUUCGAGAAACUAGAUAUAACGCCAAAAAGUGCCCAAAAGAUCAAACCAGUAUUGGAAAGGUGGAUGAAAGAAGCUGAAGAAAGUUAUUCCAGAUAUAAAAGCGGUCAAAACCACUUGACGGACUUCAUAGGGAUUGAACCAUCGAAAAAGAGAAAACGACGAACCUCCUUUACUCCACAAGCGCUGGAAUUGCUAAAUGCUCAUUUUGAGAGGAAUACUCAUCCUUCUGGUACAGAAAUAACAGGAUUAGCACAUCAACUUGGCUACGAAAGAGAAGUUAUACGAAUAUGGUUCUGCAACAAACGUCAAGCUUUAAAAAACACCGUUAGAAUGAUGUCGAAAGGGAUGGUAUAGAACCAAUUGAAUCAAGAUCAAACCUAAAUAUAAUUUAUUAGAAAAAUCUGUGAUUAUUUUCGAUAUUUGUGUGUUUUACAUAUGUGUACAUGGUGUGUAUUUUAUAUAUAGAUAAUAGGAACAAAACUGUAAAAACCUAUGGACUUAAGAAUAUUUCAUUCUAUUGCCUGUAAGAUUAAAACAUACUCCGAUAAAA
This is a messenger RNA of Anthonomus grandis grandis, 2883 nucleotides long. RefSeq names its product POU domain, class 6, transcription factor 2 (gene pdm3). The record is from RefSeq and is a predicted model, not a curated record. The transcript is spliced from 12 exons. Gene Ontology annotation, biological process: regulation of transcription by RNA polymerase II. Gene Ontology annotation, molecular function: DNA-binding transcription factor activity, RNA polymerase II-specific; RNA polymerase II cis-regulatory region sequence-specific DNA binding. NCBI's taxonomy places the organism in Eukaryota, Metazoa, Arthropoda, Insecta, Coleoptera, Curculionidae. Bases 738 to 2687 code for a protein of 649 amino acids.